Messenger RNA from Helianthus annuus (common sunflower), 549 nucleotides. Its product is annotated as nuclear distribution protein nudE homolog 1-like. The coding region runs from base 1 to 549 and encodes 182 amino acids. NCBI's taxonomy places the organism in Eukaryota, Viridiplantae, Streptophyta, Magnoliopsida, Asterales, Asteraceae. The record is from RefSeq and is a predicted model, not a curated record. The transcript has a single exon.
AUGCAUGAUAACAAUGAGCUCCACCACGCGCGGGCCCUUAUUGAAGAGCUCAAAGAUGAGAAGUACCGCUUGGAGAGUCAGCUCCAAGCCGCUGGGUUAAGGGAGAACCGGUUUUUGUCAGAGAAAAACAAAGCUGAGGACGACUUGAAGAGGGUGACUGCCCACCUUGCUGAGGAGCGGCUCAUAUGGGCUCGCGAUAUAGCAGAGAAGGACCGGGUCCUUGCUCACGCUAAAAGCGUGCAGGAGGAGUUGGAGCGUAAAGCUAUUACUGAGGCCCAGAAGGUGAGAUCUGAAAUGUCUGCGCAAGUGGAAAAAUUCCGAAUUGACACUGACUUUGUGUCUCAGGUGCAGGAGCGCUAUCAAGCUUUGACCGUUGAGGUGGAAGCUUCAAAUGCUAAAGCCCGGGCGAAACAGACGGAAUUGGAGGAACGGGAGGGGCAGCUUAGGGAACUUCAGCAUCGUUGUGAUUCCCUUCUUUCUGAAAGAAAUGCACUUGCCCAAUCCUCCGCCGCGCGCCUGAAGGAGGUGGAAAGUGCCUUGGAGGGGUGA